Molecule: messenger RNA, 1074 nt
Organism: Paramecium pentaurelia
Lineage: Eukaryota; Ciliophora; Oligohymenophorea; Peniculida; Parameciidae
Source: the annotation of a GenBank genome assembly
AUGUAAAAACCUAUUACAUAUACUAAAUCUCCAACACGCUCAAUUGUAUUAAAUUCUGAUAUUAAUAUCAAAGAAAAAUAAAUUGAUUUAUAAACUCCAUAGAACUUAUUGAUUAUUACUUUAGAUACGAAUGAUCCUGGAAAUAUGGUACCAAAUAAAAAGUUUGAAUUUUUAUUUUCCUCUAAUGAUUUUAAUAACUUUUAUGCAAUACUAAGCCAUACAAAUAAUGAUGCAUUAUAACAUAUUAAAUAUUGUGCUACUCUAACCCUCAUUCCCAAAUUUAAUGAAUUUCCAAUAGAUGAUGCCUAUCAAUCAUAUACUAAUGGUUUAAAUUUAUCUUAAUAUACAAAAAUCUAAAAGGGUUGUUAUUUAUUUUUUAUUGAUCAUAAUGGUUCAAUGGAAGGCAUAAGAAUUGAAAAAGCCAAACAAUCACUCAUACUGUUUCUGAAGAGCCUUCCAGAAGAUUGUACUUUUAACGUUAUUUCAUUUGGUAGUGAUGAAGAAAAGAUAUUCGAUAUUGAAUAUAAUUAAAAUACACUAAAUUAGGCAAUAAAGUAAGUUCAAGAAAUGAAUGCAGAUUUGGGUGGAACUGAUAUAUUAAAAGCCUUGAGCUAAGGCAUUUAUAAUGAAAAUUAUAAAAAAACCAAAUACCAUUCAGAAACUUUAAAAGCAUUUUUAUUAACAAAUGGAGAGGAUUCUAAUAAAAAAAUCAUUAAGUUAGUAUCAAAAAACUAUAGACCUGAAACUAGAAUUUAUACAUUAGGUAUUGGGAAUUAUUGUAGUGAGUAUUUAGUUUCAAGAUUAGCUGAAGUUGGAAAUGGAAAAUGUUAAUUAGUAGGAGAUAAUGAAGAUAUUAUUUCUAAAUUUAUAGAUUUGUUAGAGGAUUCCCUAACUUUUUAUUUAAAAGGAUUUUCAUUAAUACAUAAUAUUGACAAAAUUUCAUAGAUUAUUCCUGAUCCAAAAUCAAUAACUUAAUUAAAGAAAAAUCAAGAGUUAACUUUAAAAUUUUAUUUUCAAAGAAACACAAAAAAGAAAAUUUAGAAUUCUAAAUUAAUUGUUUUGAUCCAUAAAUGA